Molecule: messenger RNA, 1086 nt
Organism: Chilo suppressalis (striped riceborer)
Lineage: Eukaryota; Metazoa; Arthropoda; Insecta; Lepidoptera; Crambidae
Source: the annotation of a GenBank genome assembly
AGACGCGCGAUGCGACACGAUAACAUUCUAAGAUUAUGAUUUUUCCUACUUUCUCGGCAAACAGCAUCAACGUUAGUAUCAAAAAUGUUCCGAAAUAUUAUAUUUUUAGUUUUACCGAUCGUUUUGGACGCAACUAAGUUCUGUUCUAAUAAUGAGUGCGUAAGAAGCAAUUCGAGGAUAGCAGGUGGGCAGAUCAGCGGAAGAAAUUCUAGACCAUUUCAAGUGGCGCUGUAUUCGCGUGUGGAGGCAGGUCCGCUGGGCUUCUGUGGGGGAAGCCUGAUACAUCUACAAUGGGUGAUCACCGCCGCCCACUGCUGCUACCACGACUCUAUCCAAGUGGAUAACGUACAGGCUAUACUGGGUGCACACUCGCUGUACGAUCGCUAUGAGAACGGUCGACGGGUCGUGAACGUUGACUCUAUAGUUGUACACCCUGAUUACGACUCAGACACUUUUGCUCAUGAUCUGGCGCUCCUCAAACUCGCCAACGUUAUACAGCUCACAGACGCAAUAAACAUAAUUCGCCUGCCAUACCUGAGUCAGGUCAACGCUAACUUCGCAGGUCAGGCAUCUAUAGCCUCCGGGUGGGGUAUUGGAGCUCCAGGCGUGACAUUCGUGUCUCCUACUCUUAGGGAGCAUGUAAUGUCGGUAAUAACAAACACGCACUGCAACAAUCUGUACCACAACCAGCUGCCAACUAACGCGAUAUGUGGGUACAACGCAACUGCAGGAACAUGCAAGGGCGAUAAUGGCGGUCCGAUGACAAUUUUCAUGAGCGCCACGGAGGAGACUAUCUUGAUAGGAGUAACUUCUUUCGUCGAUGAGAGCGGAUGCAAUCUGGAGUACCCUUCCGUAUUUACCAGGGUACAGAGGUACCUGGACUGGAUCAGUGACGUCACGGGAAUUGAGCUUGAUUAAAUCUCCCACAAAACACAGAAAGCGGUCCUCUUCUCACUCCACUUUCUGUGUAAUCUCUUAUUUAUAACCUAUUACUUUAAUAAUAAGUUCAUGUUAUGCUAACCGACCAACUCACAUACUAACAGACAAGGCUUAAAUAUAGCAGAAUUUUAAAUGUUAAAGAGGACA